This is a messenger RNA of Musca domestica (house fly), 722 nucleotides long. RefSeq lists its product as uncharacterized. The record is from RefSeq and is a predicted model, not a curated record. The transcript is spliced from 2 exons. The coding region runs from base 79 to 654 and encodes 191 amino acids. NCBI's taxonomy places the organism in Eukaryota, Metazoa, Arthropoda, Insecta, Diptera, Muscidae.
CAAUAGACUUAAGAAAUUUAUUUGAUAAACCAAUAUGUUAACACCAUUCCUUCCAUUGUCGAAAUCGCUUGCCAAACUAUGAAUUGUAACAUAAUUCUAAUAGCUUUCGCAAGUCUUUGUUGUGCUGUGACAAAGGCUAAAACGAAUUCUUUGUUCUCCUCCAGCUCAGAUUCGCUGGCAAAUCAUGAAGAAUAUUUAAAGUGUUUCAAUAAUUAUGUUAAAAAUAUUAAUGCCAUUUCGGCGACCUAUAACUCGGACCUAAGCAAAUGCACGGAAACAUCGCAACAAAAUGAAAUUGCAGCCGAAGUAGCCGCCACGGAGCCCAAAGAUGAUUUGACAAAUAAAAUGAAUAUAUUUUGUACGGUUCUCGAGCAGUGCCAACAGCCAUCGCUGACAAUAGAAAAUUCGUUGCAAUGUUACAUUACAGAGGGCUUAAAUGGUGCCAAUGUCUUGCUGGAUAUAUUAACCACUGCCAAUCAACAGCUGAUGGAAUUCGAGGAAAUUUUGAGACAACUCAUUGGCCAAAAGAUCGAUUGCGCGCAACAGGCAAGCGAUAAAUAUAUGCAAAAUGUGGCGAUGGCAUAUCUGGAAUUAAAUAACUGUUUUUUACAAAAGAGUGGUGUUCCGACAAUACCACCUUUUUUAGGCUUUUGAUUUACAACAUGUGCACAAACCUGAUAAAUAAAGAAUAAAUGAGCUUGCUUGUGGUUGCGUAGCUUAAA